Rhincodon typus (whale shark) is the source of this 2064-nucleotide messenger RNA. It is a transcript of the gene spata20, whose product is annotated as spermatogenesis associated 20. The transcript has 15 exons. Bases 37 to 2058 code for a protein of 673 amino acids. Gene Ontology annotation, biological process: carbohydrate metabolic process. Lineage: Eukaryota; Metazoa; Chordata; Chondrichthyes; Orectolobiformes; Rhincodontidae. The record is from RefSeq and is a predicted model, not a curated record.
GGCACGGCGGCAGGUGCCACGCAGUGGAUUCUGGCGAUGCUGCAUUGCCUGGGCCGCGGGAGGUGUCUAGCCCUCUGCCUCGACCGGGCGGCGGCUUCAGCCUGGGUUACUGCGAGGGCGGCCAUACCUCACAGGAGCUUUCCUACCAGAGGUCUUAGCAAAACGGCGUUUGUGACCAUGGCAACAGGCAGCAGUGAUGGACCACGAUGUUCAUCAGGCCCAAAGCCAAAGCAGCAUACCAACCGAUUGAUCCACGAGAAGUCUCCCUAUCUUUUGCAGCAUGCAAACAAUCCUGUAGACUGGUAUCCAUGGGGCGAAGAGGCAUUUGCCAAAGCAAAGAAAGAAGACAAGCCAAUCUUUCUGUCAGUUGGUUACUCCACAUGUCACUGGUGCCAUGUUAUGGAACGGGAAUCAUUUGAAAAUGAAGAGAUUGGCAAAAUCAUGAAUGAGAAUUUUGUUUGCAUCAAGGUUGACCGAGAGGAACGACCAGAUGUUGAUAAAGUUUAUAUGACAUUUGUCCAGGCAACAAGUGGUGGGGGUGGCUGGCCAAUGAGUGUCUGGCUGACCCCUGACCUCAAACCUUUUGUUGGAGGGACUUACUUCCCACCUGAAGAUGGAUUCCACCGCUUGGGGUUUAAGACAGUGUUGAAGAACCUGGCUGGGCAGUGGAAGAGAAACAGGAAGGACCUAACUGAACGCAGCGAUAAGAUCCUGACAGCCCUGCAGAAGGGGGUAGAAGUGAGUGCCAACAAAGAGGCAGUGCCCCCGCCAUGUGCCCGGGUGAUGGAGAGGUGCUUCGAGCAGCUGGCUCAUUCCUACGAAGAUGAAUAUGGAGGGUUUUGCGAAUCUCCGAAGUUCCCUUCACCGGUUAACUUCAAUUUUCUAUUCCGUUUCUGGGCUUUGAACAAGAGUGAAGAGAAAGGAGCCCAGGCGCUGCAGAUGGCUUUACACACUCUGAAAAUGAUGGCUCUUGGAGGAAUACAUGAUCACAUUGGGCAGGGUUUCCAUCGCUACUCCACAGACAGGAGGUGGCAUGUUCCCCAUUUUGAGAAGAUGCUGUAUGACCAGGGGCAACUGGCUGUGUCCUAUAUAGAAGCGUAUCAGAUAUCUGGUGACACGUUCUUUGCGGAUGUUGCUCGAGACAUUCUGCUCUAUGUCUCCCGAGAUCUGAGUGACCAGUCUGGAGGUUUCUACAGUGCCGAAGAUGCAGAUUCCUACCCUACAACUGAGUCCAUUGACAAGAAAGAGGGAGCUUUCUGUGUGUGGACAGAGAAAGAAAUUCGACAACUUCUCCGAGACCCAAUCCCAGAUGCCACUGAAAACAUAACCAUGGCAGAUGUCUUUUCCUAUCAUUAUGAUGUGAAAGAGCGUGGAAAUGUUAACCCAGCUCAGGACAGUUCACAAGAAUACCAAGGGCAUAGCUCUCCGGCUGUUCACAACAAGGAAGGUCUCAUGAUCUCUGGUUUCGCUCGAGUGGGUGCAGUUCUUGGGGAGAAGGGUUACAUUCAACGUGCAUUACGGGCUGCUGGCUUCCUGAGGGAGCACAUGUUCGAUUCCAGCAGCGGGCGGCUCUUGCGUAGUUGCUACCGUGGAGAUGAGAGAGUGGUGGAGCAGACAGCCACACCGAUCCAUGGGUUUCUGGAUGACUAUGCAUUCAUUAUACGGGGCCUGAUAGACCUGUAUGAAGCUUCCUUUGAUGAGCAGUGGUUGGAAUGGGCUGUAAAGCUCCAGCAAAUACAGGAUACCUUGUUCUGGGAUGCUAAAGGAUUUGCCUACUUCUCUGAUGAUGCCCAAGAUCCAUCAGUGCUAAUUCGCCUCAAAGAAAACCAGGAUGGUGCGGAACCCAGUGGCAAUGCAGUAGCUGCUUCCAAUCUUGUGCGCCUGGCAAAUUUCGCCAACCGACCAGACUGGAGUGAUAGGUCAAGACAGCUCGUGGCAGCAUUUACAAAACUGUUGGAUAGUAUGCCCAUCGCACUGCCGGAAAUGGUAACUGCCCUGAUGGUACAACAUUACCCACUGAAACAGAGCUGCUGCGUAAAUACAAGGUCUUGCUGUUGAAUGCAC